Molecule: messenger RNA, 1726 nt
Organism: Lacerta agilis (Sand lizard)
Lineage: Eukaryota; Metazoa; Chordata; Lepidosauria; Squamata; Lacertidae
Gene: NR1H4
Product: nuclear receptor subfamily 1 group H member 4
Exons: 10
Coding region: 304-1725 (473 amino acids)
Biological process (GO): negative regulation of inflammatory response; negative regulation of transcription by RNA polymerase II; positive regulation of transcription by RNA polymerase II
Molecular function (GO): bile acid binding; RNA polymerase II cis-regulatory region sequence-specific DNA binding; zinc ion binding
Source: RefSeq, a predicted model, not a curated record
CUUCAAGUCUGUUUAGAUAGUUCAGCAAAGAAAGAACUGUUAAUGAGUAAUCUUUGUCCAAGACAGCGCUGAGCCAAUGAAAAGAGGACUAAACCUAAAGUCAGCCUGUUAUCACUGAAGCCUUCUGCAAAAGUGAAAAAAGCAACACAGAAAUGUUCUUGCUUUGAAAAUCAUUAGGAUUCUGAGCUGAAUGCAGAACUACUGAGUGCACAGUGUGUCUCUACUGCUAGAGUUCAGGAAGACACCAAGUGUUUCCUUCAACAAUCAGCUUAAUUUUCUGCAACUCAACCUAUUGAAGAGUCUAUGGCAUCAGAGAUGAACCUAGUUGGGCAUCCCCACCUACAUUCAGCAGACGGAUUUUCUCUUUCCGAAGCUCCUCAUUUAUUUGGUUUACUUCCCGAGGCAAUGACUUCCCCAGUGCAAGAUUCCGAUGUGUCACCCUAUUCACAGUACAACCCAGUGCACUUUUCUCCAGUGCAGCCUCCCAUUUCUUCGCCACCUUAUUACUCCAGCCUUGGCUUCUAUCCCCAACAGCCUGAAGAAUGGUAUUCACCUGUAAUGUAUGAGUUCAGAAAACUACCCUCUGAUAACUUUCCCCUAAAGGAGCCAGACCUCGAGGGAAUGCCUGUAUCCAAGAAGACUCGAAUGGGUCCUUCGGGGGGAAGAACGAAAGGAGAGGAGUUGUGCGUGGUCUGUGGUGACAAGGCCUCUGGGUACCAUUAUAAUGCCCUGACUUGUGAAGGCUGCAAAGGCUUCUUCAGAAGAAGUAUCACCAAAAAUGCUGUAUACAAGUGCAAAAAUGGAGGGAACUGUGAGAUGGACAUGUAUAUGAGGAGAAAGUGUCAGAAGUGCCGUCUUCAGAAGUGCAAGGAAGUAGGAAUGCUGGCGGAGUGUUUGUUAACAGAAAUACAGUGCAAGUCGAAACGGCUUAGGAAAAAUAUAUCACAGCCUGUAGAUCAGACAACUGGUGAAGAUACUGAGGGACCUGACCUGAAGCAAAUGUCAUCUACAACCAAACUCUACAAGGAGAAAGUAGAACUAACCCCAGAACAGCAGAAUCUUCUUCACUAUAUCAUGGAUUCAUAUAAUAAACAGCGAAUCCCUCCUGAAGUGUCUAAAAAGCUUUUGCAAGAGGAAUUCAGCGCUGAAGAAAAUUUUCUUAUCUUAACGGAAAUGGCCACCAGUCAUGUACAGGUCCUUGUGGAAUUCACCAAAAGAUUACCAGGUUUUCAGACCCUGGACCAUGAGGAUCAGAUCGCUUUGCUGAAGGGUUCAGCUGUAGAAGCCAUGUUCCUUCGGUCAGCAGAGAUCUUCAACAGGAAACUUCCUGUAGGACAUGCUGACCUCCUGGAAGAAAGAAUUCGUAACAGCGGCAUUUCAGAUGAAUAUAUAAUACCCAUGUUCAAUUUCUAUAAAAGUGUUGGGGAACUGAAGAUGAGACAAGAAGAAUAUGCUCUACUCACAGCAAUAGUUAUCUUAUCUCCAGACCGGCAAUACAUACAGGACAGAGAGUCUGUGGAAAAGCUUCAAGAGCCACUGCUAGAAGUUCUGCAAACAUUCUGCAAGAUUUAUCACACAGAUAGUCCUCAGCACUUUGCAUGUCUCCUGGGUCGUCUUACAGAACUGCGGACUUUUAAUCACCACCAUGCAGAUAUGCUGAUGUCUUGGCGAGUGAAUGAUCACAAGUUUACACCUCUUCUUUGUGAAAUAUGGGAUGUACAAUGAU